ACUUCCUUUGAUAACCGCCAUGCCUCUGAUUGUCUGCCUCACUUUGAACGAGAGGCUCACAACUUGCAGUUACCCCUCCUUGAGGUGAUAUUGGGCGCUGUUGUUGUUCAUGGUUGUUGGUGGUUGGUGGUUGGCAUUUGCCGUGUGACACAUACGAUGGCGAGUGCAACAUGGCAGCCCGUCGAGAUUCGCGAUACAAUCCUACACCUCAUUGCACGCAUCUCCUCUCGCGUGUUUCUAGGCAGCGAGCUCUGCCGAAAUGAAGACUGGCUCAAGGUCACACGCGACUACACAGCUGAUGCUAUGCGCGCGGCUAUUGAGUUACGUUUCGUCCCCAAGCCUGUGCGGUUUCUGGCGCACUGGUUUAUGCCGUCUUGCCAAAAAGCAAGAGUGCAUGUCCAGGAGGCAAGACGGAUCAUUGGGCCUGUUCUGGAAAAGAGAAGAGUACAAAAAAUGGCCGGCAACGGCAAUUUUGACGACGAUGCUAUUGAAUGGUACGUUCUGCGAUUGUUCGAGCGCGAGGCACAAGGCAAACCGUAUGAUCCUGUCAUUGCGCAGCUUGUUAUGAGCAUGGCAGCCAUCCAUACCACGCGAUCAUUUAUAUAA
Podospora anserina S mat+ is the source of this 606-nucleotide messenger RNA. RefSeq lists its product as uncharacterized. Gene Ontology annotation, molecular function: oxidoreductase activity, acting on paired donors, with incorporation or reduction of molecular oxygen; iron ion binding; heme binding. The annotation marks the transcript as partial. The transcript has 2 exons. The record is from RefSeq and is a predicted model, not a curated record. Lineage: Eukaryota; Fungi; Ascomycota; Sordariomycetes; Sordariales; Podosporaceae.